AUGCACAAGUACCGGCUUUUGUCCAAGAAGGGCGAGGGUACCUUUUCGGAGGUGCUGAAAGCGCAGUCCAUCAAGUCCGGUAAGCAUGUGGCGAUCAAGUGCAUGAAGAACACCUUCGACAGCAUCGACCAGGUGAACAACUUGCGGGAAAUUCAGGCCUUGCGGCGCCUUGCCGGACAUCCCAACAUCAUCAAGCUCCACGAGAUACUUUAUGAUGAGCCUACUGGACGCCUUGCGCUGGUCUUCGAGCUCAUGGACAUGAAUGUCUACGAAGCCAUCAAGGGGCGAAGACAUUAUCUGCCGGAGGCGAAGACAAAGCACUACAUGUUCGAGAUUUUGAAAGGGCUCGACCACAUGCACCGCAACGGCAUCUUCCACAGAGACGUGAAGCCUGAGAAUCUUCUGCUCCUCGACGACGAGAUCAAGCUGGCUGACCUGGGCAGCUGCCGGGGGAUCUACUCACGCCAGCCCUUCACCGAGUAUAUCUCCACUAGAUGGUACCGAGCUCCUGAGUGCUUGCUGACAGAUGGCUACUAUGGCUUCAAGAUGGACCUCUUUGCCGCAGGCUGCGUGUGGUUUGAGAUCGUGGCGUUGUUUCCGCUCUUCCCGGGGCAAAACGAGAUGGACCAAAUCCAGAAGAUCCACAACGUGUUGGGCACCCCCUCCCCCGAACUCCUGGCGAGCAAGUUCAAGAGGAACGCCUCCCACAUGGAUUUCAACUUUCCAGAGAAGAAGGGCACCGGCAUCGAGCGGCUGAUCCCGCAUGCUGAGCCCGAGUGUGUGGAGCUAAUGCAAAAGCUCCUGAAGUACGAUCCGGACGACCGGAUCCUUGCACGGCAAGCGCUGCGGGACCCCUACUUCCGCGAGCUCCAUGAGAUGAAGAAGGAGAUCGCGCAAGCGCAGGGAAUGCUGGGCGCCGGGCGCAGCCGGGAGCAGUGGUUCAGCAAGGCAGCCAACAGCUCCAGCAGUAGUACCACGUCUGUGGGGGACGGCAACUAUGAGACCCCGGAGCAGACCCAGGAGGCUGGGCAGACGACCAGCUCCGUGGGCGAAGAGAACCGCUCCGGGGGCUUGCCCAGCAUCGGACAGGCGCGGCGCAAGGCGGGCGCCGCAGAGGAGGAGGCGCCGAGCCAGGUGCUUCCUCCCAUCGGCGGCCUCAAAAGAACCACUGGCCGCACCAACGUGAAGCCGCAGACCUUCAAGACUGCAGCCAAUGCGGCCUUGCAGUCAUCCAAUCAGAUGCAUGGGUCUGGCAAGAACGCGUCCAAGACAAGCAGCAACUUCAAAGAGGCAGCCCGCGGCAGUGGCACGAAGUCCUUCUUCGGUGCCGGCAAGGCCCACGGGGACAUGUCCGUCACAGCCUCCGGGUGGGCAGCAGAGCCCGGCAGUGCGCGGUCUGGGCACGCAGUUGCGAGCAUGGGCUCCACGUGGGCUCCGCAAAGGCGACGCUGA
Molecule: messenger RNA, 1452 nt
Organism: Effrenium voratum
Lineage: Eukaryota; Dinophyceae; Suessiales; Symbiodiniaceae
Source: the annotation of a GenBank genome assembly